GUCUGGUGGCCAUGGCUCACGACAAGGAGCCCCAGGUGGCCCUGGAGGUGCUGAGGCUGCUCACGGCCAUGGACAGGAACCUGGAGGAGGCGCUGAGCCCCGAGGAUUGCCAGAGCAUCUUCCCCGUGGUCUUCGUGUCCUGCCGCGCCCUGGCCUCGGCCGCCGGCCACUUCCUGUUCCAGAGGCUGCUGGACCCCGUCCGUCACGGCGCCGGCGCGGGCGACUCGCGGAGCUUCUUCCUCAGCCUGCUGCGCUUCUUCCUGCGCUGCCGG
Passer montanus (Eurasian tree sparrow) is the source of this 272-nucleotide messenger RNA. Its product is annotated as cohesin subunit SA-3-like. The record is from RefSeq and is a predicted model, not a curated record. Gene Ontology annotation, cellular component: cohesin complex; chromatin; nucleus. The annotation marks the transcript as partial. Gene Ontology annotation, molecular function: chromatin binding. NCBI's taxonomy places the organism in Eukaryota, Metazoa, Chordata, Aves, Passeriformes, Passeridae. Gene Ontology annotation, biological process: sister chromatid cohesion. The transcript has 3 exons.